AUGGGGAGGGGGCAUGGGGUGUUUUUUGUGGGGAGCUUUGUGGGCCGCCAUUUAAAAGCCCCCUCUCCUCUGUCCCCUCAGCCCCUCUCCUCUGUCCCCUCAGCCCCCUCUCCUCUGUCCCCUCAGCCCCUCUCCUCUGUCCCCUCAGCCCCCUCUCCUCUGUCCCCUCAGCCCCUCUCCUCUGUCCCCUCAGCCCCUCUCCUCUGUCCCUCUCUGUCCCCUCAGCCCCUCUCCUCUGUCCCCUCAGCCCCUCUCCUCUGUCCCUCUCUGUCCCCUCAGCCCCUCUACUCUGUCACCUCAGCCCCUCUCCUCUGUCCCCUCAGCCCCUCUCCUCUGUCCCUCUCUGCCCCCUCAGCCCCCUCUCCUCUGUCCCCUCAGCCCCUCUCCUCUGUCCCCUCAACCCCUCUCCUCUGUCCCCUCAGCCCCUCUCCUCUGUCCCUCUCUGUCCCCUCAGCCCCUCUCCUCUGUCCCCUCAGCCCCUCUCCUCUGUCCCUCUCUGCCCCCUCAGCCCCCUCUCCUCUGUCCCCUCAGCCCCUCUCCUCUGUCCCCUCAGCUCCUCUCCUCUGUCCCCUCAGCCCCCUCUCCUCUGUCCCCUCAGCCCCUCUCCUCUGUCCCCUCAACCCCUCUCCUCUGUCCCCUCAGUCCCUCUCCUCUGUCCCCUCAGCCCCCCUCCUCUGUCCCUCUCUGUCCCCUCAGCCCCUCUCCUCUGUCCCCUCAGUCCCUCUCCUCUGUCACCUCAGCCCCUCUCCUCUGUCCCCUCAGCUCCUCUCCUCUAUUCCCUCAGCCCCUCUCCUCAGUCCCCUCAGCCCCUCUCCUCUGUCCCCUCAGUUCCUCUCCUCUGUCCCCUCAGCCCCUCUCCUCUGUCCCCUCAGCCCCUCUCCUCUGUCCCCUCAGCCCCUCUCCUCUGUCCCCUCAGUUCCUCUCCUCUGUCCCCUCAGCCCCUCUCCUCUGUCCCCUCAGCCCCUCUCCUCUGUCCCCUCAGUUCCUCUCCUCUGUUCCCUCAGCCCCUCUCCUCUGUCCCCUCAGCCCCCUCUCCUCAGUCCCCUCAGCCCCUCUCCUCUGUCCCCUCAGUUCCUCUCCUCUGUCCCCACAGCCCCUCUCCUCUGCCCCCUCAGCCCCUCUCCUCUGUCCCCUCAGCCCCUCUCCUCUGUCCCCUCAGUUCCUCUCCUCUGUCCCCACAGCCCCUCUCCUCUGCCCCCUCAGCCCCUCUCCUCUGCCCCCUCAGCCCCUCUCCUCUGCCCCCUCAGCCCCUCUUCUCUGUCCCCACAGCCCCUCUCCUCUGCCCCCUCAGCCCCUCUCCUCUGCCCCCUCAGCCCCUCUCCUCUGCCCCCUCAGCCCUUCUCCUCUGCCCCCUCAGCUCCUCUCCUCUGCCCCCUCAGCCCCUCUCCUCUGUCCCCUCAGCCCCCUCUCCUCUGUCCCCACAGCCCCCCUCCUCUGUCCCCUCAGCCCCCUCUCCUCUGUCCCCUCAGCCCCCUCUCCUCUGUCCCCACAGCCCCCCUCCUCUGUCCCCUCAGCCCCCUCUCCUCUGUCCCCUCAGCCCCCUCUCCUCUGUCCCCACAGCCCCCCUCCUCUGUCCCCUCAGCCCCCUCUCCUCUGUCCCCUCAGCCCCCUCUCCUCUGUCCCCCCAGCCCCUCUCCUCUGCCUCAGCCUGACAACGUGCAUAAUGAUGAGGUUGAGACGCCAUCUUGUGGACGCUGCCAGAACUGCUGCAACUUGUUUUGUUUGAUUGGCUGA
Molecule: messenger RNA, 1734 nt
Organism: Knipowitschia caucasica
Lineage: Eukaryota; Metazoa; Chordata; Actinopteri; Gobiiformes; Gobiidae
Source: the annotation of a GenBank genome assembly